GAUCGUUGGCAGGACAGAAUGGAACACACCUUGCUCUGUGUGCUACUCUUGCUGAGUACACUCAUCAACUCUGGACACUCUGAAGAUGAUGAUGCUCUGCCCAAAGCUACACUGACUGUGAAGCCAAACCCUGCAUACACUGGAGAGACAGUUACUCUGACGUGUUCAGUAGGGUCUGACAGUAGCUGGAGCUAUCAGUGGUACAAAGACAGGAAUGAUAAUGUAGUAUCCCAGUCUGUCAGACACACUAUAACAGGAGACACCCUCACCAUCAGUAGAGUUGUUGAGUCUGACCAGGAUCAGUACUGGUGUCAGGGAGAGAUCCAGUCCAGAUCCAUAUCAUCAAUCAUCAGUGAUCCUGUCAGAGUCACCCUGAAUGCUCUGCCCAUGGCCUCAGUGAAGAUAGUCACUCCACAGGGUCUCCUCUACCCUGGAGAGACAGUCACUCUGCAGUGUGACAUAUCAGACUAUACAGACUGGACGUACAGCUGGUUCAGAGACAACGAAGAGCUUCCCAUUCAGACCAGAAAAAACUCCAUCUCUCUCCUUGACCAGGCUGGUCAGUACAAGUGUUUUGGGACAAGGAUAGGUCGGCCCAAGAAGUCAUAUCUCAGCUCAGCUCUCCCCAUCAUCAUCACUGCUCUUCCCAAAGCUACACUGACUGUAAAGCCCAACCCUGUGUUCCCUGGAGAGACAGUUACUCUGACGUGUUCAGUAGGGUCUGACAGUAUCUGGAGCUAUCAGUGGUACAAAGACAGGAAUGAUAAUGUAGCAUCCCAGUCUGUCAGACACACUGUAACAGGAGACACCCUCACCAUCAGUAGAGCUGGUGUGUCUGACCAGGGUCUCUACUGGUGUGAAGGGAACACAGUGUCUAGACCCACAUCUUCACUCCAUAGUGAUCCUGUCACUCUCACCCUGUUAAAGAGAGACCUGUUGCUGUUCUGA
Messenger RNA from Coregonus clupeaformis (lake whitefish), 948 nucleotides. RefSeq names its product neural cell adhesion molecule 1-like. The transcript is spliced from 6 exons. Gene Ontology annotation, molecular function: transmembrane signaling receptor activity. NCBI's taxonomy places the organism in Eukaryota, Metazoa, Chordata, Actinopteri, Salmoniformes, Salmonidae. The record is from RefSeq and is a predicted model, not a curated record. The coding region runs from base 19 to 948 and encodes 309 amino acids. Gene Ontology annotation, biological process: cell surface receptor signaling pathway.